Messenger RNA from Cheilinus undulatus (humphead wrasse), 2973 nucleotides. It is a transcript of the gene c7b, whose product is annotated as complement component 7b. Gene Ontology annotation, biological process: immune response. The transcript is spliced from 17 exons. Lineage: Eukaryota; Metazoa; Chordata; Actinopteri; Labriformes; Labridae. The record is from RefSeq and is a predicted model, not a curated record. Gene Ontology annotation, cellular component: membrane attack complex. Gene Ontology annotation, molecular function: protein binding. The coding region runs from base 174 to 2711 and encodes 845 amino acids.
GUGUGAACAGGGACAGUAAAAAUCUGUUUUGGAUUGAAAGAGUAAGAGUUUCUUAGGUGUGGAAAUUCCUGAACUCUGAGAUUUAUUGGGUAAUCUCCAGUCUUGCUGAUUAUAUGACGCUGAAUGUUUGAGAGUGAGACCAAACAAGACAGACGACCUCUGAGAAGCACAACAUGAAGUUGAAUUUGGCUGCAGUUCUGUCUUUGACGUUGUUGUCAGUCUUUCUGUCUCCUGUUUGCUGUCAGCAGCCUGUGAACUGCAGAUGGGGGCCUUAUGGAGCCUGGUCUGUGUGUGACAGCUGCUCCAGGACAAAGAUCCGGACUCGCCAUGUGGAGGUGUACGCCCAGUUUGGAGGUGCUCCAUGUUCAGGAGAGGCAACUCAAUCACAGCCGUGCGUCCCACAGGGAGGAUGUCCUCUGGAAACAGGCUGUGGAGGAGAGCGUUUCCGCUGCACCUCUGGUCAGUGCAUCAGCCAGUCUCUGGUGUGUAAUGGGGAUCAGGACUGUGAAGACGGUCUGGAUGAGAGAAACUGUGACCAGGACAGCAGCCACUACUCCUGUGACAUCAACAAAACACCCCCAAACUCUGACGUCACAGGCAGAGGGUACGAUGUGCUGACAGGUAAACUGAGAGGAGCUGUGAUCAACACUCUGAGUUUUGGAGGUCAGUGUAGGAAGGUGUUCAGUGGAGACCAUAAAGUCUUUUACAGACUGCCUCAGAACAUCCUCAGAUACAACUUUGAGGUGACUGUAGACAAUGAAGAGAGCGAUGAGUCCUAUGAGAGCUCCUGGACCUACAUGCAGCACAUCCAGUCCAACGCUCUGUUCGGACACGACCGACGAACUUUCCACAAAGACCUCACAGACAACAAGGCCCACAGACUUCUAAUCCUGAAGAAUAAAGUGGAGCUGGCCCAGUUUCAGAACUCGGCCCCUGAGUAUCUGACCCUAGCUGAAGGUUUCUGGAAGGCCCUAUCCUCGCUGCCUUUAACAUAUGACUACUCAGCCUACCGCCAGCUGCUGCAGACGUACGGCACACAUUACCUCUCAGAGGGCUCGCUGGGAGGAGAUUAUCAGGCCCUGCUGGAGUUAGACCAAGAGGCUCUCCAAUCCACCAGUACAACAGAUAUUGAAUACCAGAGGUGUUGGAGGAAAGUGAAACGUCGUUUCUUCAGGAAGAAAGUCAAAACUGUCUGUGAAAAACUGACCAAAUCCUUAGCAUCGAGCCAUGGUCACAGCAACCACAGAAUGCCCAUUAAGGUCAACGUAUUUGGGGGAGAUCCAUCGUUCAUGGCAGCUCUAAGUGUUCUGGAUCUGGAGAACCCAGAGGCUAACGGAGAGAUCUAUGACAACUGGGCCUCGUCUGUGAAAGACUUCCCUGAAGUUGUAGACAAGAAGCUGCGUCCUCUGUACGAGCUGGUGAAGGAGGUGCAGUGUGCAGGUUUAAAGAAGCUCCACCUGAAAAGAGCCACGGAGGAAUACCUGGCCGAGGAGCAUCCCUGUCACUGUCGUCCAUGUCAGAACAACGGGCAGCCACUGCUGACCGGCUCUGAGUGUCGCUGCGUCUGUCGACCGGGGACUUCAGGACAAGCCUGUGAGAGAGGAGCUGUGAUUGGAGAACAACCAGGGGUGAUCCAUGGCAGCUGGAGCUGCUGGUCUUCCUGGGGAUCCUGCUCUGGAGGUCAGAGGUCAAGGACCCGGAGCUGCAACAACCCCACCCCCAGCAGAGGAGGGCAACACUGCACUGGUCUCCAGGCAGAGCAGAAGCCUUGCGAAGACCAGGACCUUGAGUACUUAAAGAUGAUGGAGCCACAGUGCUUCAGUCUUUCUGUGACUCCACCAAAGACAUGUGGGCCACCUCCAAACCUCAGGAAUGGAUUCAUCCAGAACCCCAGAGAUUUUAACCUGGUUGGGAAUAGGGUGGAGUACUCCUGUAUAGAUGGAUAUUACCUCAGUGGAGACGCUGUAGCUGAAUGCACUGAGAACCAGAGAUGGAGGAGAGGAGAGAUGGUUUGCAAAAGUACCACAUGUGGGAUUCCACCACUCAACAGUCAAGUUUCAGCCACGCCCACCAAAACAGCUUAUCAGAUUGGGGAGAGAGUGUCCCUGUCAUGCCCUGCAGGGUCACUGCUGGACGGAGAGGUGUCUGAGAUCAUGUGCAGCCCCAGUCUGCAGUGGUCUCCCUCUCCAGAGAGUACUCACUGUAAAGCAGUACCCACAGCUCCUCCUCCUCCCUCUGGCCUUAAGUGUAAACUGUGGGAGACUGUUGGUGAAUCUGAGUGCGUGUGUAGAAGGCCAAUUGAGUGCCCGACUUCUCUUCGGUUGUGUGCCAGACUUGGCUCAAGUCAAACCCGGCUCCUCAGUAUGUGUCAGUUGGGAGCUCUGCGAUGUAUGGGGCGGAGCUUCACGCUGGCUGCUGACAGUGAAUGUAACUGGCCAGAGGAGACAUCCUGCAAAAACUGUGAACCAGGGACAGUCUGUCAGGGUGAGUCUGGAGAAACUCUCUUAAAAGAAAAUUCCUACUUAAUUUUAACAAAUCAGGGAUGGUUCAGGAAGAGGGCAAAUACUUUUUCACAGCAUUGUACAACACUAGGUAGUGCAUCUGGUAAUUAUCGUUUCUUCAUAGAUUAUUCUUCUGUUAUUCUUAUGAGUAAAAUAUGUUUUAUAUUUUCUAUUUUAAAAAUUUCUUCGGCAGUCUUAAUGAAAUAUUAAUUUGAAGAAACAGUUUUAAGCCCAUAUAGCUGUAGAUGAUAGCCAUUAGUAUCAGAAUAAAAUGCUGUACGAAUAAGGCAAGAGUAUGAAAACAGUGGAAUUCUCCUUUAAUAUCUAAUUUAAACAUGUUUGUGACUGCAUCAGUUUAUAUCAUUAAUUUUUUUUUCAACCUCAGAAUCUCCUGGAAAAUGUGUGUGCCACAACGUCACAGAUUGCCCUGUAGACUCCGCCCCCCUGUGUGUCAGCGAUGGGAGCGUUGUCA